UUGAAAUUUCAAGAUGGUGUUUGUUGUAGUUGUCAAAACAUAAAAAUAUUAUGAUGUAAGAAAUUAGUUAAAAGUGUAGUUUGUGAAUAUUUUUAUACAGUUGCAAAUAUUCUUAGUAGGAGUUAUAUGUUAGCCAACAUUUAUGUGGGCUGUUUGUGACAAAUGUGGUGAAAAGUUGUUUAUUUAUGAAACACUAUAAAUACAAUUAGUUUACUUUCCGUAUUUAUACGGAAGUAGGGAAGAUACGUGGAUACAAUGACUAAAACAAAGCGAACAAAAUGAGAGCAAUUGUUUUAACAUGUUCACUGAUCAUUUUGUUCACUAUAAACACAGUAUCCAGUGAGGAAGAGUGUCCGAACAAAUGUAACUGUAAAAGAAGUACACAAAAGGAUGGUGGCAUUAAAUUAAAAUGUGGAGACAUCGAAAAAGUGUCAGAUAUAGAACAACUAGACUUUUUGAAUUUGGCUAAUGAAAUUGCACAACUGAACUUGUCUGAAAACUUAUUGAAAACUUUCAAACCAAAAGUUGAGCUGAUAGCUUUACAAAAACUUGACCUAAGUAGGAAUCAAAUAAGUUCCUUGGAGGCCAAUCAAUUCUCAGAAGUUCCUAACUUAAGAAGAUUAGAUGUAUCAGCAAAUAACAUAAAAUAUAUUGAUAUAUCAGCUUUUUCAAAUUUGAAACACCUGGAAAGACUGAAGUUAAACCAAAACCAUAUUAAUUUUAUAACACAAGGAACAUUUGACUCCUUAUCUCAUUUAAAACAACUAGACAUAUCAAGUAAUCCCCUUAAUUGUGACUGUGGCCUUUUAUGGCUGCUAGACUGGACAUCAAAAAAUGGUGUUAAACUAAUUUCAAACCCAAAAUGUAACUCACCACCUGAAUUCAAGGAUGUGCCACUAAGAAAACUAAAAGUGGGUGUGGACAUACAUUGCAAGUCACCAGUAGGAAAUAAUGGAUUUCCAAGCCCAGAAAUGCUUCCUAGCCACAAUCAGGUGGUGUUUGAGGGAGAUUCUUUGCAAUUACAAUGCCGGAUGCCCAUUAUAUCUGAUUCAUUUGAUUCCCAAGAUGACUCAAAAAUAGAGUGGACUUGGUUGGAUUCAGAUCCCAAGAAAUAUUUUCCGGAUAUCACUAUUGAAAGGAAGUUAAUCCCCAGUGAUGGUUGGCUUGUCAGUGUUCUUAAUAUUAAUAGAUUAAAAAGAAACCACACAGGUAUAUGGAAUUGUUUGUUUUCUUCUGUUAGAGGGAAUCAUUCAAAAGGUAUAACUGUUGUGGUUAUAUCAGAUGAAACCAAAUACUGUCCAAUGGCUGUUACUUCUAACAAUAAGGGUACAUACAACUGGCCUAGAACAUUAGUUAAUUACACAGUGACAAUAUCAUGUGAAUCUUUAAAUCUAAACUAUGAUGAAAGUCAACAAAAAGCCUCAUAUCACUGUUCUACUGAUGGACUGUGGAAAAAUUUAAACACAAGCAUGUGCAGCUACAUAUCUGAUACAACAAAGAUUCUGGAGCAGUUCUCCAAAGUGAAUACCAGUAUUUUAGAAAGUGCCAAACAUUUUAGAAAUUAUACCUCAAACUUGAAAAUUUUCCGUGAUAUUAUGGAUCUUGUUUAUGCAGUUACUACCAUUGAUAAUUAUUUAAAACAUUCAUUAGACCAUUUGGGGGUGAUACUCAUGGAUGUAACCAAUAAUCUUUUGGAUCUACCCAAGGCGUAUUUCAAAAAAGCUGAUACAGAAUAUAAAGUUUGUGGCACCCUGUUAAAUUCGACGGAAAAUCUUGCGCAAAUGGGUUCAACAUCGUCGUUUCUAAAGAACAACAUAGCUGUAGAAGUUUUCCCUGCAAAAAAGGAUGGAUUUACUGGCAUGACUUGUACUUGGUACUUAAACCCUGACAAUCAAUUGGAUCCAUUGUUCUCUUGUGCUUCAAAUAAUCAAGUGGAUGCCUUGAGCGUCAAAGGAAAAGUGGUGGAAGCUUCAAUCACAAUUCCAGACAGCUUAUUUCAUCAACUGCAAGAAGAUUUUGAUUAUGUUCUUACAAAUAAGGCAUAUAAAAUACUUAUAUCCAUGCAUUCAUCUAACAAAUUGUUCCCAAUACGUGAUGAGUCGUCUAAGGAGGACGUCACUUCUGCUGUUGUUGGCGCCAAAUUAGUUGAAUUGGAGGUAACCAACUUGACUGAGCCCAUUUACAUUAUGCUUCGCACACCUGCAUCAUUGGUAUACGAGGUAACCCCAUUUAUACCGGUAUGGUGGAACUCCAAGCUGAACAAUAAUACAGGAGGAUGGUCUAAGGACGGCUGUAGCUUUAGUCAAGAGUUGCAGGAUCAUUUGGUUUUUUCUUGUCAUCAGUUUGGGUAUUUCGGACUAUUACAAGACGUCACGCACAUGCAGAACAUCGAAGCUGGUGCUAAGUUCAAGUGGUCACAUCCUGCUAUUUAUGUCGGUAGUUUUAUUUUAUUUUCGUCGCUUUUAAUUAUAAUUUUAACGUAUCUGCUGUGUUACACCACCAUUCAGAUGCCGAAAAAGGCGAAACACUCACUUAUAAAUAUGUGGAUAGCUAUCUCAAUUCUUUGUUUUAUGUAUGUAUUUGGUAUAUAUCAAACAGAGGAUGAAGGACUCUGUCAGAUUAUUGGAAUGAUAUUACAUUAUCUCACGUUAUGUUCUCUGUUGUGGAUGUGUGUAGGAGUCAAUUGCAUGUACAAACGUCUCAGUAAGAACGAUAUAAUCAGUUUGCAGGACGACGAUCUUCCAUCCGAUCAGCCAAUACAAAAACCAAUUCUGGGAUUGUACCUGGUGGGUUGGGGAAUUGCUUUAAUUAUUUGCGGAUUGUGCGCCGCCAUUAACAUGAAAGAAUACGCUUCUCCUACCCAUUGUUUCCUGCGGACCGGUCCAGCAUUAAGUGCCCUCUACAUUCCAUUUGCGGUUUUGAUGAUGUUCUUAAUAAUAUUUUUCCUACUAAUUAGAUGCGCUAUUUAUAGCUUGGACGCGAAUGGCCAUCUAAGUGAAGGCACACAAGCCACCGAACACGUGGACUUGGAUUUGCUCGAACCCAAUUUCCCGAACGUUGAAACUCGUAGUAUUAGAAGUGUGUCAAGUAAGACUGCUUCAAGUGAAGUAGAAGACCCCGAACAUGCUCCCGCUGCUCAAUUAAAAGCCUACAUAAUAUUUUUAUUCCUUUACAUCGCUACCUGGCUCAGUUGUGCUUUCUCAACCGUUCCUCCAUUCCACGUGGUGUCAUUUGAAGAAGAUUUGUUCAGCAUAGCUUUUGCCAUUUUGUCAACCACUUUGAGUGCUUUCACUUUGUUCUUUUAUUGUGUGGCCAGAAACGAUGUUAGAACGCAGUGGAUGGUCUGUAAUAGAUGGUGGAAAGCUAAAAGGAUAUUCAGGUCGAGAAAUGUGUCGGAUACGACGCCUCCUGUGCCUCAAAUUCAACAACUUCCUCUGCCACCCAUUGUGGCGCCUGAAAGUCAAAUUCUCUCACGUAGCAGCAGUCGUACUUCCAGUCACACCAAAUCUAACUCGCACACCAGCAAUAUUUUAAAAGGUGCUGUAGACUUGAAUGGUUCAUUCAGUGAUGGACAAGGGGCUAGAAUUAACAACGUAAACUUAGUUGUAUUACACAGACAACAGUACAGGAACAAUAUUAUUCCGAACAUUAUAGAAAAUCCUACUAAUGCAGCUGAGGUGUUUUAUAAUCCUCAUCAAGCCUCAGUUGCCAGAAAAUUCUUUAAGAGGCAAAAAAGACAUCAGUUAAAAAAGAAUAACCUCACGACUCGUCCCAGAGAUUUAAACAGUGACACAGCUUCGGUAUUUUCCGAACCAAAGGCAUUGCCAAAACAAAAGAACAAAGACCAGAGCAUGUUUGGUACAAAUUCUAAAGUUAACAACACAAAUAUUCAUGUGGAGCAAGUCAAGAAAGUGCAGCAGAAAAAUCCGAAUAUCUUUUCAGAUAGUGGGGACGAAUACAACUCUUUAAACAAUGUCCCAGUAGAAAAUAUUGUGAUAAACGCCGAAAGGCUGCGACGGAAGGAAAUAACAAAACACAAAACCAGGAAAAAACACAACGAAUCUAAUGUUUCUCAGACACCAGAAAACAAUAUUAGAUCCGUGUCCCAGCAAUGCACCCUCGAGUAUAGCUCGGACAACGUGUCCGAUUCGAUACUGGACAAGGCCAGCCCCGAAAAGAGCCUGUUGCCCAAUCAAAUUAGUUUCAUGACGGAAGGUAGCGAUCCCAUUGCCUCCACGCGACGAGAAAACAGUCCUAUUGGAAGCGUUCUCACCGAGGAGGACGUAAAUUUCAAAAUUAAUGACGUGCACAGCGACAGCACGUUGCAUAACGAAUACUUCCAAGAGAAAUACGACACGUGUCGCCGCAACCCCAAGUCUCAAAAUGUGCCAAGCGAAAUAAGUUUCAGUGUUAUGGAGUCUUCGGUGAGCGGUAUAAACGAAUCGUUGUCGAGAAUUUACAUAAAUCCCUCUCAUGAAAUGCACUUGAUCAAGGGCGGAUCUGGCAGCAGAGCUAGCAGUGUUUCCGUUAGCGAUCUGGACGAGCUCUAUCAGCAGAUUCGUAGAGGACCGGAGCCGAAACAUUCGCGGCCGGUGUUUAUAAACAGCGGGAGCGCAUCCCGGGCAAGUCCGUGUCUUUCAGACUCUGAAGUCACGUCGUAUGUUAGUGACAUGAGGCUGAGGCAUCGGGGUAGAUGUAGCAUCGAUAAUGUAAGCGAUAAUGUCGAAACUACAGUCUAGUGUGUUUAUAUGUUAUUAUUUAUUAUUAUUUAUUAGGUUUUCGUACUCAAUAAGCGAUUCAAAAGGUCUCAUAAAGUAAACGUCUGUAUACUAUCUUUGAACGAGUCGUCGCGGUGAUGCAUCUCAGCGAAUUAAUGAAACAUUUAGUUUAUUACAUUUGUCAUUGUCAGUAACACACUUAUGAAAAUCAAUUUUUACAUGAUUUUUCGUACAUGUGGCCUUAACAUUGUUUAUGUGGAGUGGUCAUUUUUGAAAUACGUAAAAUAUUUAUACGAAACCAUUAUCGUCUGGUGUUGAAAAGAUUCUUUAGUAUUUACAAUUAUUGGUAUUAAAAUAAAAAUGAAUUAUAUAUUUAUCAGUCUUGAAAGAGGGAAUAUGUGUAAUAAUUUUUAAUUUGUGAUUGAAAAUGCUUUUUUUAUAAUCGUGGCGUAUAUCCAAACAAACUGUUUCUAGUACAAUUACUGACUGUGCAAAAUCUUUAUUAGAAUUGUUAGUUCAAUUAAUUUUCAAUAAAAUGUUUUACGUAACAUGUGCACAGGUUUCUGUUUAGAUUAAUAAUUUAUUUAAUGAUUGCAGCACUAUCAGCAGUUGUUUCUAAAAACAAUGUUGAUGCUUUAACUGUUUUUAAUGCCUAGUUAGAUAAAUUAAUACCUUAAAAAUGUUUAGAACUUAUAAGAGAUUAUCUUUGUAUUUAUCUUCCUAAUAUAAAAACCUAUGGUUGUGAAACAGUUAUGGUAUAAUGACGCAUAUUAUUUUUAGUUCAAUUUCUUCUUUAGAGUUUUAUAUAGUUUUCGACUUCUAACAAGCACUCCCAACAUAGAUUGGAUUUACUUUUAUACAAAUACAGGUAUACAAAUUAAUAUUACGCAAUUGACCUCAGGAUAAAAGGAAAAAAUGAUAAUAUGAAUUAAUUUUAUUUUGUGAUUUUGCAACAUGAAAUUUACUUAAAAUAUUAGAUAAUUAAGUACAUUUUUUCGCAAAUUUGAGCUUGACUGAUGUAACUGCUCAACUACGUGUGUUUCUGUGUUCUCGCCUCGUUCGCACAAAUUGUAAAAGUGAUUUACAAUAUUGUCAAGAUUUUUGCUAUAAUGUGUAGCUAAACCUCUUUUUUGGAGCGCAUAUUUUGCAAAUAGUUAUACAUAAGAGUCAUUGUACAGCCUAUAUUUUUUGUACCCAAAAUAUACAUCGAAUGUGCAUUAUUAGAUAAAAUUACGUUUAUUUCAUUAAUUAUUGUAGCUUGCUCUCUAUUAUUUAGCAAAUGGAAAUAAUACUGAUUUAAAGUAAGCAUAAACUUAUGCUACCUGUGAUAAUUGUGCUUAUUAUUAUUUUUAAAUACUCAAUUAAUAUUUGAAUCCCGUACCUUUAAUAUAUGAAUACAAAAUAUGUAUUACCAUAUCUGAUGUAGUAGUUUAAAUUAUUCAUUUGUAGUUUCAUUUAAACACUACAAUUUAUUAAGUAUUCAUAAAUUUAAAUCAGUUUUAUUGCUUAACAAUUUCUUUAAUCACUAUCUUAAAAUAGUAAAUAUUUAUAAAAACGUUUUAAGACGGUGGUUUAGAUAUAAAUUUUAUUGUAUAGAUAAAUGUGGAAAGUUGCUAAGAGUAUUGUAAAAAUGUACAAUUUAAAGACUGUUACAAUAGUAUUAAAUAAAUUGCUAUGAAAAACAUUGUUAUAAAUCAUUGUGAAAAAUAAUGUGUAACCAAUAAAAUAAGAUUCAAGUAA
This is a messenger RNA of Aethina tumida (small hive beetle), 6458 nucleotides long. Its product is annotated as adhesion G protein-coupled receptor A3. The transcript has 6 exons. Lineage: Eukaryota; Metazoa; Arthropoda; Insecta; Coleoptera; Nitidulidae. Gene Ontology annotation, biological process: cell surface receptor signaling pathway; G protein-coupled receptor signaling pathway. Gene Ontology annotation, molecular function: protein binding; G protein-coupled receptor activity. The record is from RefSeq and is a predicted model, not a curated record. The coding region runs from base 279 to 4739 and encodes 1486 amino acids. Gene Ontology annotation, cellular component: plasma membrane.